Messenger RNA from Anthonomus grandis grandis, 2374 nucleotides. It is a transcript of the gene Not3, whose product is annotated as CCR4-NOT transcription complex subunit 3. The transcript is spliced from 11 exons. Gene Ontology annotation, biological process: regulation of DNA-templated transcription; nuclear-transcribed mRNA poly(A) tail shortening. The record is from RefSeq and is a predicted model, not a curated record. Bases 301 to 2322 code for a protein of 673 amino acids. NCBI's taxonomy places the organism in Eukaryota, Metazoa, Arthropoda, Insecta, Coleoptera, Curculionidae. Gene Ontology annotation, cellular component: nucleus; CCR4-NOT core complex; P-body.
AUUUUUUAUCAGCAUUUGGAACGAUUGUAUUUUUGAUUGUCGAGUUAAAAGAUUUUCUUAAAACUUAAUAACUUUUAAGCACAAUAAUUAAUGCAAAGAAUAUUUUUUCGAACUUGGUUUACAGAGAUCAAUAUCCACUGCCUUUCCAUCUGUUCCGUAUCGUUAUUUUGAUGUAGGGACCGUUUCUAGAAAACACUUUAAGCGACAGACAUGGCCGCUAGUAGGAAACUACAAGGUAUAAAAACAUUUCGAAAUUCCUACUUUUUUAACAGAAAACCUUGGUCAAAUACGUGAGAAAGGAUGAGAAGGGAAAUAGAUCGAUGCUUAAAAAAAGUAACAGAGGGUGUCGAUACUUUUGAAGACAUCUGGCAAAAGGUCCAUACUGCAGCAAACAGCAAUCAGAAGGAAAAAUAUGAAGGUGACCUUAAGAAGGAAAUCAAGAAGUUGCAAAGACUUCGAGACCAAAUUAAAAGUUGGAUAGCUUCAGGAGAGAUCAAGGAUAAGAGCGUCCUUAUGGAAAAUAGGAAACUUAUUGAAACUCAAAUGGAGAGGUUUAAGGUUGUUGAAAGAGAAACAAAAACUAAAGCAUAUUCAAAAGAAGGACUUGGAGGAGCACAAAAAAUUGACCCAGCACAGAAAGAGAAGGAGGAAAUGCAACAUUGGUUAAGCACAUCAAUAGAUGAGCUAUCAAUACAGACUGACUCCUUUGAAAGUGAAAUAGAGCAGCUAUUGUCAAAAGGCAAGAAAAAACUGGACAAAGAUAAGCAGGAAAGGAUGGAAGAACUGAAAAGUAGGUUAGAGAGGCAUAGGUUUCAUAUACAAAAACUAGAAGCACUUUUACGAAUGCUAGAUAAUGAAUCUGUGGAAGUCAAACAAAUAAAACCUAUAAAAGACAACGUGGAUUACUAUAUAGAAGCUUGGAAAGACCCAGACUUUGAAGACAAUGAAUUCAUCUAUGAUGACAUCAUUGGUUUGGAUGAAGUUGAGCUUAGUGGAGUUGGAUUGCCUUCAUCAGUGACAACUGACAGUAUUGAUACAGCAGGAACGCCCACCUCUGUGAUAUCCGGAUCUUCGCCGGUGGCGACAUCGCCCGCCCCCUUGAUCGCCUCCAAUGGAGGGGGCGCCGUUGCCGCCCCUAUACCGCUUAACCAUUCCACCGAUCUAAUUUUCUUACCUGAGGAGAAAAAGGCUGUGCAAAAAGAGGUGCAACCUCCCCAAUCUAAGCCAGUGAAACCAACCGCAGUCCGGGCGUCAGUAUUAUCACUCAACACCAGUGUUAACUCUGUCCUGAACUACAGUAGUGCUAGCGCCGCCUCUACACCAGCCGGUAAAGGUAAGACGAUAGCCGCAUCGAGCACCCCGAACAAACCUACCGUUACACCAGCAGCGCGAGAACCUUCACCGGUUAUGACAAAUAUGACAACGAUCGGUAAUUUUGCUGCCGUGGCUGCUAAUAACCUUAACAAAACAGUAAACACCAGUACAGAGGCGCCACCAGCGCCGACACAGCAACAACAGACUGCACCUUGUCCUGCCCCAACGGCCCCGAAACCUUCCAACGACGUAGCACCCACCACCGAGAACAUUUUAAACCAAACAACGCACCUGCUAAAUUCGGUCACUGCGCCGCCUCAACAAGUACCAACGGUACCUGAAAACGUUCAAACGAUACCUAAUGGAAGUGUCGAUGAAAAGAUCUCAGAGGGCAUGUCGACCCUAAAAACCAUGGCCCAGCAAGUGAUAGAUAGGGCGGGACUGGACUCGCAACCGCAACAUCAACCCCAAGUGAUCCUCGAACCGCCUCGGAGUCAGAACCAGGCGAAAACGGAGGCGCAUAUUCCGCCUCUGCUUGGUGUCGCACCUUUAGGGGCUGUACCGCUACAGAAAGAACACCAGCUGCAAUUCCAAUUGAUGGAAGCGGCUUACUUCCACAUGCCCCAUCCAUCAGAUACGGAGAGAAUACGGACGUAUCUGGCAAGGAACCCGUGCAAUACACCUUCUUAUUAUAUACAAACUCCGCUAUUUAACUCAGACACGCCAGAGUUUUAUCAAAGACUUGGUACAGAAACGCUCUUUUUCGUGUUUUACUACAUGGAAGGCACAAAGGCUCAGUAUUUAGCCGCGAAGGCUCUUAAGAAACAGAGCUGGAGGUUUCACACAAAAUAUAUGAUGUGGUUUCAGAGGCACGAAGAACCGAAAAUUAUUAACGAGGAGUACGAACAGGGUACCUACAUAUAUUUUGAUUACGAAAAAUGGGGUCAAAGGAAAAAAGAAGGCUUCACAUUUGAAUAUAAGUAUCUAGAAGAUAAAGACCUUAAUUAAAGUUGUAUAGAUUUUAUGUUAUUAUUUAUAUAAAAACGUCUAAAACAGUAAA